This is a messenger RNA of Cryptomeria japonica (Japanese cedar), 2701 nucleotides long. RefSeq names its product protein HESO1. Gene Ontology annotation, biological process: RNA 3'-end processing. Bases 478 to 2223 code for a protein of 581 amino acids. The record is from RefSeq and is a predicted model, not a curated record. The transcript is spliced from 11 exons. Lineage: Eukaryota; Viridiplantae; Streptophyta; Pinopsida; Cupressales; Cupressaceae. Gene Ontology annotation, molecular function: nucleotidyltransferase activity.
CCACCCUACAAAUAGUAAAUAAAAGAUCUAAGGAAAAAAAGAGAGGGAAAAAGGCCCAGGAUUGCCGGGAGGAGGAGGAGCGAACCAUGUUGUGAAGAUUUUUUAAUUUCCCUCUCACACAGGCAAUCUUUUAUCAGAAAAAAAUAGUAUUCGGUUGCUUGGGUGAAUGUCACAAUUUGCUGAAAUGAAAUAAAAUGAUUCUAGUCAUAUUUGCAAGAUCCAACUGUGCACGGGACCACAAAUGUCAUGAAUAUUGAUUCUGUAGAGAGGUGAACGACCAUUGUAAAUGCUAGGUGGAAGUCCCAAGGAUAUUUUGGCAGAAUAGAAAACCACUGGAUGUGCCAUCCUAGCAAAGUAGUUACUCGAGCUCAAUGGUGUAUUGCCUGAGCACUCAGAGAUGACAGUGGCACUAUUAACUCUAGAUAUGUAUCCAUCAUUGCCAAGAAAUCGAUUCCAUUCCCUUAGAGCUCUUCACAUAUGGAUUUGUCACUGAACUCAACCAGUCAAACACAGGAAGACGUCAGUCUUGCUACUUAUGCUAUUCGGCAACGGGCGGAACAACUGGAGUUGGAGGAAGCUAAAAAAUUUGGAAUCAUUCCCAAAAAACUUCUUUCCCUUGGAAAUUUGCUUGAUGAAGUCUAUUCCAUGCUUCUGCCAAGUUGGGAAGAUUAUGAAGCACGGAAAUCACUGAUUGCUUUUGUUGACAAGUUUGCGAACCAAAAUAUUCGUGGAGGUAGCUAUAAUCAUACUGGUGUAUCUGCAAGGGCCUUUGGUUCAUAUACAAUGGAUUUGUUUACAUCUGGAAGCGACCUGGACUUGUCUGUGAACCUUGGUUAUAAUGGAGUUGCCUUCCCAAGAGAAAAUAAAGUCAAAGUUCUCAGGACAUUGUCAAAGGCAUUUCAUCAACUUCAAGGUAGAGGAAUGGUCUAUGGUGUUCUACCUGUGCUGAGAGCCAUUGUUCCCGUUUUGAAAUUUGUUGACUGUAGAAGUGGAAUUGAGUGUGACAUUUCAAUUGAGAAUAAAGAUGGAAUCCUGAAAUCAGAGAUGUUGCGGAUGUUUUCUUCAAUUGACGACAGAUUUCAGAAGCUUUGCUAUCUGAUGAAAGCUUGGGCUAAAGCACACAAUAUCAAUAGCUCAAGGGAUAGGACGCUAAAUUCUCUGUCAAUCAUCCUUUUAGUUGCUUUACACCUGCAGACUCGGUCUCCUCCAAUUCUUCCAGCAUUUUCCCUUUUUUUGAAAGACGAAGCUGACAUUUCAGUGGUGGAGAAAAGAGUCCUGCAAUACAUUAAUUUUGGUAUUCAUAAUAAAGAGUCUAUACCUGAGUUGUUCAUCUCUCUCUUGUACAAGCUAUUGGCGGUUGAAUCUCUUUGGCAGGAAGGGCUGUGUGCUAGCACUUAUGUAGGGAAUUGGAUUUUCAAAAAGCUGGAGAAUAAAAUUAGCUGUAUAAGUGUUGAAGAUUUUACAGAUCGCAAUCAGAAUGCUGCAAGGUCAGUGAAGAAGGAGGAAUGUGAAACAAUCUAUAACUGCAUAAGGCAAACCCUCUCUCAUCUCCAUCAGCAUUUAAAAGGUCACUCAGAGGCAUCUGAUUUAAAAGAAUUUCUCUUUGGAAAAGCUUUAGAUAAGUCAUAUGAGGCAAAACACCAGCACAAGGGAAAGAGGAGCAUGCCCUUUGGAGAUAAGGUUGAUCAAAAGAAGAUGCGAUUCGCUGAAGAUGAACAGAGGGAUGGAAAUGCAGUGCAUCAUGUACCUGGAUUUGUAGCUGAUUCGAUGUCUGGAUACGGUCACUUGAAAGAACAAGCAUGGGGACCAAGGUCUAGUCAAUGGCAAGAGUCACAGCCAUGGCUAAGACAUCCUCCAUUGCCAGAUUCGCGGCAAGGAUUCUGGCAUGGUCAGGGGCAUGUUCCAAGAUUUGGGCUGGGGCAUGGUCUGCCACAUGAGCUGCCACACUUGGAUCCUCUUGAAGCAAGGCUUUUGGACUGCCAAAAGUCACACUUGACCCUUCUUGAAGCAAGAUUUGUGGACCCAUUUCAAAAUGGUAUAAUUCACAAAUUGCCACCUAUGAUACCUUCUGAAUCGAGAUUUCCAAAUUUAGUCCAAAAUGGUCAAGCACACCAAAUGUCACGCCUGACCCACCUCGAGGAGAGAUUUGUGAAUCCAUUUCAAAAUGGACGGGAGUACCUAUUUCCAAAUAAUCAUAACCUCAAUUACCUGCACCGACGGUAACGUUGAUCAUUGUUGAGGGAUUGCAACAUUUCUUGCAUUUCAAGACUCUUAACUACCCUGAUCAAUUGGAGGAAAAUCAAGUUAAGGCUAAAGUGAAUUUUUUCUUGUCAUUUCAAAAUAUUUUUAACCUUAAUCAUCCAUCCCAGUGAUAAAUUUGGCUGGAAUGAAAGGGUUUGGAAGACAAUUGCAAAACUCUUGUACACUAUCAACAUUGCUGGACUGCACUCUAACCUCUUGGAAGUGAUUUGUCAGUUGAGGGGCUUAUUUUUCUAAUCUGUAGCAUCAUUGUAAUUGUGAAGUAGUUGAAGUUUACGUUGUAAUUGUCUUUUUGGAAAACAAUCUGUGAAUUGGAAGGAUUGUUUUCCUAAUCUGUAGAUAUGAUCGUUGUAUUUUUGAAAUAAUUGAGGCUUAUAAUAUUGAAUAUCUGACAAUAAUAUAUAUAAUAACAUAAAAACAUUCCAGGUGAGUAGUUGUGUUA